AAAACGAUGUUGCAUUAGAAUGUUCAUUAUCUCCCAUGACUGAAACUUUUGUACUUCCUGGUUGAAACUUGUGCUGUAAAUUGUUGGGAAGAAUAACCUACAGGAGCUACGCUUCUUCAUUAUAACUCAGGCUUCAUUCCAAAGUCCAGGGGUUUAUAGCUGAAAAAUAGUACUUAUAGAGAAAAAAGGAAAGACAAAAAUAAAGAUACCAAGCUAUGCAGGCAGGUUAUUCCAGAGAUGUAUUCUCCUCAGGAUUUGAUACCAAGUUCCUUUGUAACUACUGUGGUAACAUACUAAGGGACCCAGUACAAAGUUACUGUGGACAUAGAUUUUGCAGAGCAUGUAUACAAGGUCUUGUAAGCUCUGGAGAUCAAAGAGUCCAGUGUCUUCAGUGUUUACAAGAAGGAAAUGCAGAUGAAGAAUACAGUUUCAUCAACCAAGAUCAGAUAUUUCCAGACAUGGCUGUCAAGAGAGAGAUGUCUAGUAUUGAAUCUAAAUGUGUAAAUCCUGGUUGUAGCUGGAAAGGAAACUUCAAACACUAUGAGGCACAUUUCAAAGAAUGCAAGUACCAAGCCAGUCCAUGCACCCAAUGUGGGAAUCUGAUUACUGCAUCCAAGUUAAAUGACCACAUGAAAAACGAAUGUCAGAUGAGAAGAGUUAAAUGUAAACACUGUAGUGCAGAGGUUGUUCAACAAGAUUUAGAAACGACACACCAAAAUGAGUGCCCCAAGUUUCCUCUGAAGUGUGACUCUUGUGGAAAAAAGAAAAUACCUAGAGAAAAGAUGCAACAACACAUUGACAAAGAGUGUGCCAAUCAAAAAAUACAAUGUCCAGUACCAGCUUGUGAAAAGCAUAUAACCAAGGUUGAUAGAAAUAAAUUUCAACACCAUGUUGAACAAAAGCCAGGGUUACAUAUUGUUCACAAUAUGGAACAAGUUAGUGUUUUAAGUGAAAAAGUUGAACAGAUUGUGGCUCACAUUGGAAAUAAUGAAUCUGCAAAUAAUGUAGGUGUAAUAUCAGAGCUGAGAAACAAAGUACAAGAACAGGAACAAGCUAUCAGAUCGAUUAUAACAACAAGCGGAGGAGGAGGAUCAGGAUCAGUUGCUGGGGCCGAUGUAGGAAACAUGAUGCAAAAGUUUCAGGCCUUAGAAAUCAAGACUGGUACAUAUGAAGGGAUUGUAACAACACUGCAUAGAGAAAUAGAGAGAUGCAUCACAGCCAUUGAAAAUAUGGAAAGACAGCGACAACAGGAAAAAGAACAAGUCAACAAUGAUGCAGAAAGAAUAAAACAGCUUGAAGCAAAGUUACACAUGAAAGAGGUUAUUAUUGCAGAACAUGCACUGAAAAUAUCUAACCUUGAAACUACAGUCUAUGAUGGAAACCUAAUGUGGAGGAUACCUGAGUGGACAAAAAAGCGCAGGGAAGCAGUAAGUGGGCAGUGUACCAGUAUCUAUUCAACUGCAUUCUACACAUCUAGGUCAGGUUACAAGAUGUGUGUCAGACUGUAUCCAAAUGGUGAUGGGAUGGGCAAAGGAACGCAUGUAUCUAUCUUCUUUGUCAUAAUGAGGGGAAAUUAUGAUGCUUUAUUAGGAUGGCCUUUCGGGCAUAGAGUCAUCUUCAGAAUGAUUGACCAAGGACAAAAUGGUAAUCACCUGAUUGAUUCUUUCAGACCAGACCCAUCAAGUACGUCUUUUAAAAGACCGACCUCAGAAAUGAACAUUGCUAGUGGUUGUCCAUUAUUUAUGCCGUUAUCAAAACUGGAUGAUCCAAGUGUUUCUUAUGUUAAAGAUGAUGUUAUGUAUGUCAAUGUUUGCCUAGACAUUUCUGAAGGUAGGAGGAACCCAGCACUUGAUCCUGGAACCGGACCUGACCGUAGUUUAAAGAGCAAAUAAAUUCUAUGACAAAAAAAACAUUAAUUGUUCUUUGAAUCUAAAAAUGAAUUCAUAUUGAAAAUCAUAGAUUUGUGUAGAUAUAUAUGCUUCUUUAUUGUAAAUAUUUAUUUUUAUCAUUUACCACAUAUAGUAGUAACUUUCCAUCUUAUUCUCUAUUCAUUUAAUUCUUCUUGAUUUUUUACAUCCAGCUUGAGAGAAGAAAAUAAGUUUAGAUUGAUGCAUAUGAAAAAGUAGAAGAGAGUCACUAUUCAGAAUACUGACAGAUAAUAAGGUUUAAGUUCAAUAUGAGGUGUUGAUGUCACAUGGCAUGUAUUGUGUUGUAAUUUUGCAUACAUGUCACAUUUGUGAAUUUGCCACAGUUACAUGUAGUACAUUUUUUUACCGCAAAACUUUUCCUUGACUUAUAUGUCAGAUGCUCUAAAACCAUACAUAACUGAACAAGUUUCUGAUCAGUUUCAAGUAAACUUGAUUAGAGAAAGUAUAACAGUCGUCUUCAGAACUUGUCCAUCCAAACUUUUUUCCUGAAAAUAAAAUACCUUUAAUAAUGCCAAGUAUAUUACAGAGAAAGGCUGUCUCAAUUAGGGACUAUGGUUCUUAUUUGUAUAUCUUAGGAUAUUAAAUACAAUCAAUGAUAAGAUACUUUAAAUGUUUUUUAUUUUUACUAUAAGUAGUAUUUGCUUAAUUUCUUUUAUAUUUAUUUAUGCUUGUCAAGUAUAUAUAUAUAUAAAACAUAAUACGUUACAUUAUCAUCCUUUACGACGGACAAAACAUAGCUGAUUUUAAAGAUAUACCAUCCUACUUGCCAUUAUACAUCAUGUACUGUGUUACAAUCCUAGAUAAAGCCUAUGAGGAAAGGCAUUACUCGACUAACGAAGGCUAUAUUUUUAUAGCCUAGUUGGUCAAGUGGUCUGGGGUUCUGGACACAGUGCAGACGGUGUUGACAUGUCACAGAAGCAAGGAUUAAAAAAAUUUGCGAACACAAAUUUACAGAUCUUACAUUGGGACAAAUUGUAUAUAAAUUAUAAUAUAUUAUAAUUUUGAAGUUAACUACAGCUUAAACUGCAUUAUUUCAACUACAGCUUGAAGUUUUAAGUGCAUUAUCUCAAUUAGACCUUGAAAUGCAUUAUGUCAAUUAGAGCUUGAAAUGUUUUAUGUCAUCUAGAGCAUGACAUGCAUUAUGUCAAUUAGAGCUUGAAAUGUAUUAUGUCAAAAUUUACUUAACGUUUUUAGGAAAAAAAUGCAGCUAAACUGAAGUUGGUAAGAAGUGUUUCCUGUCAACAGGUGAAAAUUUUAUUAAAUUUUUUUGCUCAUAGUUGAAGGCCCUACAGUGAUCUGUAGUAGUUAAUUUCUUUGUCAUUUGGUCUCCGGUGUAGAGUUUUCUCAUUGGCAAUCAUACCACAUCUUCUUAUUUUUAUAUUAUAUAAAGUUAAUCCAUUUUUAAAGUUUUUUGUCAAACUUAGAAUUCCAAAAUAUAGAAAUACAGCUUUCAAAAUUUUGUGAAGAUUUAUUUCAGAAUUGAAACAAAGGGUACAGGGAAAAUAUGUGAACUUUUGUAUAAUGCAAAAGUUUCUGAAAGGUCAUGAUUCUAAAUGAAAAAGGGAAGAUUUAUGUUGUAAAAUUCGAUAAUUUCAUGAUGCAAAGUUCUUUCUUAUGAUGGCUGUUGAAUAGAGAACUAGAAAAUAAACCAAAUAGAAAUGGAGGUUGGCCAGAAGAAAGGUUUACAUGACCUUUACAAAUUAAGAAGACCUGCUUUUUAGCUCACCUGACCUGAAAGGUCAAGUGAGCUUUUCUCAUCACUUUGCGUCCGUCGUCCGUCGUCCAUAAACUUUUACAAAAAUCUUCUCCUCUGAAACUACCGGGCCAAAUGCACCCAAACUUAAACACAAUCAUCAUUCAAGUAUCUAGUUUAAAAAAUGUGUCCGGUGACCCGGCCAACCAACCAAGAUGGCCGCCAUGGCUAAAAAUAGAACAUAGGGGUAAAAUGUAGAUUUUGGCUUAUAUCUCUGAAACCAAAGCAUUGAGAGCAAAUCUGACAUGGGGUAAAAUUGUUUAUCAGGUCAAGAUCUAUCUGCCCUGAAAUUUUCAGAUGAAUCGGACAACCCGUUGUUGGGUUGCUGCCCCUGAAUUGUGAAUUUUAAGGAAAUUUUGCCGUUUUUGGUUAUUAUCUUGAAUAUUAUUAUAGAUAGAGAUAAACUGUAAACAGCAAUAAUGUUCAGCAAAGUAAGAUCUACAAAUAAGUCAACUUGACCAAAAUGGUCAGUUGACCCCUUAAGGAGUUAUUGCCCUUUAUAGUCAAUUUUUAACCAUUUUUCGUAAAUUUUUGUAAUCUUUUACAAAAAUCUUCUCCUCUGAAACUACUAAGACAAAUUUAACCAAACUUGUCCACAAUCAUCAUUAGGGUAUCUAGUUUAAAAAAUGUGUCCUAUGACCCCGCCCGCAAACCAAGAUGGCCGACAUGGCUAAAAAAUAGUACAUAGGGUAAAAAGCAGUUUUUGGCUAAUAUCUCUGAAACCAAAGCAUUGAGAGCAAAUCUGACAAGGAUAAAAUUGUUCAUUAGGUCAAGAUCUAUCUGCCCUGAAAUUUUCAGACCAAUCAGGCAACACGUUGUUGGGUUGCUGCCCUUGAAUUGGUAAUUUUAAGAAAAUUUUGCAGCUUUUGGUUAUUAUCUUGAAUAUUAUUAUAGAUAGAGAUAAACUUUUAACAACAAUAAUGUACAGCAAAGUAAGUUCUACAAAUAAGUCAACAUGACCAAAAUUGUCAAUUGACCCCUUAAGGAGUUAUUGCCCUUUAUAGUCAAUUUUUUACAAUUUUCAUAAAUUUUGUAAAUUUUUGUAAAUUUUUGCAAAAUAUUUUCCACUGUAACUACUGGGCCAAGUUCAUUGUAGAUAGAGAUAAUAGUAAGGAGCAAGAAUGUUCAGUAAAGUAAGAUCUACAAACACAUCACCAUCACCAAAACACAAUUUUGUCAUGAAUCCAUCUGUGUCCUUUGUUUAAUAUGCACAUAGACCAAGGUGAGCGACACAGGCUCUUUAGAGCCUCUAGUUUAAUGUAAAAAAAGUGUAGAAUCUUUUUAUAUUAAGGUUUGUGUAUAUUUUACAGUAUUGAUAGUUCUAUUGCAGUACAUUUUUAUCAAUUAAUAUGAUGUGUUGAACAAGGAAUUAUUAAUUUCUUUGACACGUUAAUAAGAAAUUCCCUGUACAUUGUUGCAACAAGAACCUAUUACCAUAAUAACCAAAUAUUGCAAUGUCUUACAGCUGUUUAGUUUAUAAUUGAGACCAUGAAGAAAAUGUGCAUAACAGGACCAAAGAUUACAAUCUUUAAAAAGAAAUCAGUGUUUCCAAUUAUUUCAAUUAAGUGAAAGUUCUAUCCAUGAUUCUCUCUCUUUUCACUUCACUGUACAAAAUAAAAAGUCAAAAUGAUUAAAGUAUUUGUGUAUAUGUCAACAUGUGCUUUUAAUAAUGUUGUCUGAAGAUAUGUAGCUUUGGCUUAUCUAAAACAUUAUGUGUUUUUUGUUAGUUUGUUUUCUCUGUUUAUGUUAUCAAUUUUAUGUUUUUGUAAAUAUUGUGCUUAAUUAGACUUUUUAACUGCUUUGUACAUAUAUUUGGAUUAUACUAUGUUAUGGGUUUGUUAUUGCUAUUUGUCCACUAAUAUGGAUAAGUUGUUCUUGAUUAUUUUUCUAAAUAAUUAAGGAUGAAGAUUUAAAAUUGUCUUGUUUUCAUAGAAAAAGGUGGUAAAUUGCCAUUUAUUUAAACACUGAAUCAAUUAUAGAAAUGAUAGGGAAUAUUAAAAGCAAUUUAAAUUCAAUUAAAAAUCACCAAGCUGAGGAUGGAAAAUCACAAGACAUUGUCAUACCAUUAAAAUAAUUAAAAAUUCUCUGUCAUCAAUAAAUGUUACAAUGUACCUUCAUAUUCUCUUUCUAAACUUUUCUUUGGCAAGUCCUUUACGGUGUUUUAUUCUUUUAUUUGUUUUCUCGUAGGAUUUCCUUAAAUGAGACUUUGUAGAUAUCAGACAAUCUAAUAAUUUAGAUAAAACUACAUUUGGACUCAUCGACUCUUUUUGUUAUGAAUACCAAUUCUAUCCAUAAAGUGCACAUAUUUAUUUUAGUUUUGUGUCUGGUACUUUAAAUUUCAGCAAAUAUUUAGAAAAUAGCUCAUUAGUCAGUUUGCUUUAUUUUAACUUGUAACUUGAAAAAAUAUUUAUUCAGCAAUAUAACAAGGUUAAAUGCAUGUCUUUGUAAACAGUUGUAUCCUUUAAUUGAUAAAAAUGUUUUAAAAGACAUCAUUGAUAUAAUUUAAAAUAGAUGUAACAAAAAAGUAAAUGUAUAUAGCACACUUAGUCAAAUGAUAGUUCUAUCAUCUAUGUAUCAUAUAUUAUAGAUGAUAAUAUUUAUUCCCAAACUGUUUUUUUUUUAGAUUUAAUCAGGUGGUGUUAAACUAAUAGAUAUUGUGCAUUUUUUUCAUGCUUAUUAUGUACUUGCACCGAGUUUUAUAAAAUAAAUAUAUUGAUGUUUA
This is a messenger RNA of Mytilus californianus (California mussel), 6403 nucleotides long. Its product is annotated as TNF receptor-associated factor 2-like. The record is from RefSeq and is a predicted model, not a curated record. NCBI's taxonomy places the organism in Eukaryota, Metazoa, Mollusca, Bivalvia, Mytilida, Mytilidae. Gene Ontology annotation, molecular function: ubiquitin protein ligase binding; tumor necrosis factor receptor binding; zinc ion binding. Gene Ontology annotation, biological process: tumor necrosis factor-mediated signaling pathway; positive regulation of JNK cascade; protein K63-linked ubiquitination. Gene Ontology annotation, cellular component: plasma membrane signaling receptor complex; cytoplasmic side of plasma membrane. The transcript has 10 exons. The coding region runs from base 216 to 1892 and encodes 558 amino acids.